This is a messenger RNA of Zychaea mexicana, 306 nucleotides long. RefSeq lists its product as uncharacterized. Lineage: Eukaryota; Fungi; Mucoromycota; Mucoromycetes; Mucorales; Lichtheimiaceae. The transcript has a single exon. The record is from RefSeq and is a predicted model, not a curated record. Bases 1 to 306 code for a protein of 101 amino acids.
AUGACAUUGUUACCGUUGCUAUUACUGCUGCUCACUACUGUCAUUGGAGCAUUUGCCAAAUGGGGACAGCCGUCUGCUGGAGUCAUCCUGCGCGGCGACGAUAGCAAAACCCGAUCAGGUUUACUGAGCCGUGAUCAUCGUUGCACACAGUUUCCAAACGAGUUUCCGGCCCACACGGCACAAAACGUGGGUGCCACGCACUGUGGCCUCUGGACCAACGAAGAUUGUACGGGAACCCUUUAUGUGGUACCAGCACAUUACGCCAUCAAUAUGCCAAACGCCCAGUUCUCAUCCAUCAUUUGUUAA